AUGUCCCUUCUCGAGUUAACCCCAGAGAUGGAUCAUUCCGUCAAAAUUAGCGAUCACUAUAACAGCUGGCCCACCGACAAAGGGUACGAUCCCGAAUACGAACAACGCGAACCAGUCGAGCUACCAGUAACGGGUCAAAUUCCCGCCUACGCCGCUGGAGUCUUAUACCGCACUGGUCCUGGGAAAAGCCAGGUCCAGGCUGAGAACGGAGACAUCCUGCGACUCUCUCACUGGUUCGAUGGAUUCAGUCAAACGCAUCGCUUCCAGAUCAGAGCCCCUGAUGAAUCUAAUCCAGCAACUCGGAUCUUCUACAACUCCCGCUUUUCAACAGAUGAUCUGAUCGAACAAUCGAGAAAAUCUGGAAAUCUGGACAAAAUCAGCUUCGGACAAAAGCGCGAUCCGUGCAAGAGCGUCUUGGGCAAAGUCCAAAGUGAAUUUGAACCUCAACCUAGUCCAUCUAGUGCCAACAUCGGUGUCACUCUUUCAAUCAAUUUCCCUGGUCUGGAUACUAAGUCUGGCGAUGAGUCUACCUCACGCUGGACCAAUUCUGAGGGAAUCCGAACUCUCUAUGCAAAGACCGACUACAAUGCUUUCAAGAAGCUCGACCCAGAAACCCUCGAGCCGAUAGGUCUAGCCUCACAGAAAGAUCUACACCCGGAACUCUCAGGGCAACUAUCUGCAGCGCAUGCUCGGUCCGAUCCCGUCACUGGAGAUAUGUUUAACUUCAACCUCACUCUUGGACCAACGUGCACAUAUCGCGUGUUCAGAGUAUCAGCGUCAACAGGAGAAACGACAAUCCUAGCAACGUUUGACGCGAUCCCCGCCUAUCUCCACUCUUUGCUCAUCACCGGAGACCACGUCGUCCUGUGUAUUUGGAAUGCGCAUGUGAACCCACUGGCCUUCAAUCAGUCUUUCAUUGACGCAAUCUUACCAACGGACCCCAGCCAGCCCGCAAUAUGGUAUGUAAUUGACCGCAAGCACGGAAACGGUCUGAUCGCAACGUACGAAAGCCCAGCCUUCUUCUGCUUCCACACUAUCAAUGCCUGGCUCGAACCUUCUAAGGAAGAUCCAACCAAGAUGGAUAUUGUCGCGGAUCUUGUCAAAGCAGAUAGCUCUGACGUGCUGCAAUCCCUCUACUACGAUAACCUGAUCUCCUCACGAGAUACAGCCAAGGCAUUCCAGAAGAAAAGAGAUGAUUCUUUCCGUACAUCGGUUACUCGAUUCCGACUGCUCCGGGUUCCAUAUGCUCCAGAGACCGAUAUUAAGAAUGUGUCUAUUGAAUGGUCGGUGUGCAAAUCCUUGUCACCCGAGCUGCCGACUAUGGAUCCCAAGCGAGUCACCCUGAAGCACAGAUAUGUCUAUGGCGUGACCUUCCGCGGAGAGGCUACCCUGACGGAUGGAAUUAUGAAGCUUGAUUGUGAUACUCAGCAGGUUCGACUCUGGGCUUGUCAUGGUCAGUCUCCUGGUGAGCCCAUUUUUGUCGCCAACCCCGAGGGAACGAGCGAGGACGACGGAGUACUUCUCAGUGUUGUCCUUGAUGGGAACAGAAGUAAGAGUUAUCUGCUUUGUCUUGAUGCGAGGGAUUUCACUGAAAUUGGUCGCGCGAAUGUCGAUGGAGCUGUUGGGUUCGGUUUCCAUGGCCAGCACGUUCCGACGUUGGGUGGGAUGCCUACUGGUGAUUACUAG
Penicillium canescens is the source of this 1686-nucleotide messenger RNA. Its product is annotated as carotenoid oxygenase family protein. Gene Ontology annotation, molecular function: carotenoid dioxygenase activity. The transcript has 2 exons. NCBI's taxonomy places the organism in Eukaryota, Fungi, Ascomycota, Eurotiomycetes, Eurotiales, Aspergillaceae. The coding region runs from base 1 to 1686 and encodes 561 amino acids. The record is from RefSeq and is a predicted model, not a curated record. Gene Ontology annotation, biological process: carotene catabolic process.